AUGGCUGCCAGACAGCAAGGCAAAAGGAAAGUCAGAGAUGCAAAGAGAAAGAAAAUCCAAAAGAAGCAUCAGCCAGCUAAGCGGAAGCAGAAGAAACGGCAGCCUAGGAAACAAAAGAAGCAUCAGGCUCGUCCUAAGCGUCGGGUCAAGCAGGCCUCCGCCACCAGGUCAGCGGACAGUGGUCCAGAGAGGGUCUGCUCCCCAACUGCCUCCAAGGUCCUUCGGCAGAUGCCCAAGGUGAGGAUGGAGGCCAAGGCCAGGAGCCUGAUGAAGACCUUGCUGACCGAUGUCUACGACCAUGUGGCCACAGAGGUGGAGAAUUUGAGCCAGAAGAACGAGCUGUCCGACCUCAGUGGCACAGAUGUGCAAGCUGCCUUGAAGGAAGCCAUGACAAAGGAGCUGGCCAAACAUUCGGCCGAGCCCACCAGCACUGAAUGUGCUUAG
This is a messenger RNA of Protobothrops mucrosquamatus (brown spotted pit viper), 444 nucleotides long. Its product is annotated as histone H2B.v3-like. Gene Ontology annotation, molecular function: protein heterodimerization activity; structural constituent of chromatin; DNA binding. The record is from RefSeq and is a predicted model, not a curated record. NCBI's taxonomy places the organism in Eukaryota, Metazoa, Chordata, Lepidosauria, Squamata, Viperidae. Gene Ontology annotation, cellular component: nucleosome.